Messenger RNA from Anguilla anguilla (European eel), 1287 nucleotides. It is a transcript of the gene lipt1, whose product is annotated as lipoyltransferase 1. Bases 125 to 1264 code for a protein of 379 amino acids. The record is from RefSeq and is a predicted model, not a curated record. Lineage: Eukaryota; Metazoa; Chordata; Actinopteri; Anguilliformes; Anguillidae. Gene Ontology annotation, molecular function: lipoyltransferase activity. Gene Ontology annotation, biological process: protein lipoylation. Gene Ontology annotation, cellular component: cytoplasm; mitochondrion. The transcript has a single exon.
AGUGGAUGUAGCCGUCAUAUUACUGCGCAUGGCGCAAGUUCUUUAGAGACGUUCAAUAUAUCUCUUGCAUUUUAAAGACUUUUCUGUAUUAAUAGGUUUUAGUCAUUUAAUCGUUAGAUGUGCAAUGAUAUUAAGGACUUGUGCCCACGUGUACGCAAACACUAGGGGGUGUUUACGUCUAAUUCGACCACUGAGCACUUUGUCAGCUGUCAUUGAGCAGAAUGGCAAAACCGGCCUCGUCCUUCAAUCCAUGUCCACUGACAUUUUUGAGAACCUGGCUUUUGAGGACUGGGUACACCAGCACGUGGACCUCCAGGAUCGGAGGAUACUAUUCCUGUGGAGAAACGCCGCAGCAGUGGUCAUCGGCAGACAUCAGAAUCCCUGGCAGGAGUGUAACGUCCACCUAAUGAGAGAGAGGGGGGUCCCACUCGCGAGACGGCGGAGUGGUGGAGGGACCGUGUACCAAGACCUGGGGAACAUCAACAUGACCUUCUUCACGUCAAAGCGAAAGUACGAUCGACACAAGAAUCUUAACAUUGUUACCAGCGCUUUAAAGAAACUGCGUCCCGCCCUGGAUGUGCACGCAACCGAUAGAUUCGACAUACUACUAAAUCGGGACUUUAAAAUAUCUGGGACUGCCGCUAAAUUGGGGCGAGCAGACGCGUAUCAUCAUUGCACACUGCUUUGCGCAGCAGAUCUGGCACUGCUGUCCCCGGUUCUGAAAAGCACGUGCCGAUCAAUCAGGAGCAAUGCGACACCCAGCGUGCCCUCGCCCGUGAGAAAUCUCGUGGAUGAGGACCCAACUUUAGACUGCGACACGAUCAUGGAGGCCAUAGCAUCCCAGUACAGUGCGGAGUUUGGACUGAACGGCGCAGUCAUGCUUGUUGACCCAACAGACGAGCUGUGCCUUCCCGGCAUCCAUAAAAUGGCCUCUGAACUUCAGACCUGGGAAUGGGUGUUCGGGAGAACGCCUAAGUUCAGCGUCAGUACCUGCUUUGAGGUCAGCUACGAAGCUUCCACCACCAAAGUCACUCUAAAUAUGGACGUAAAGAAUGGUAUUAUAGAGACCUGUUCCAUCGAACUACCUCAGGAUUGGCUGCCCACAGCGCUCUGUCACGAACUAAACGCCCUCUUGGUCGGUUGCAAGUUCUGCCCCAGUGAAGUCGCGGUUCUUACGUCGGCUGUGCUGAGGACAACCCCGCUGAACAGUGAACUUGAAACCAAGAUGAAUAUUCUAUACCACCAUGUGGCUGCUGUCAUGUGAAUAAACAUCAACGUAUACUGGAA